Molecule: messenger RNA, 1242 nt
Organism: Gossypium arboreum
Lineage: Eukaryota; Viridiplantae; Streptophyta; Magnoliopsida; Malvales; Malvaceae
Product: probable polygalacturonase At1g80170
Exons: 9
Coding region: 1-1242 (413 amino acids)
Biological process (GO): carbohydrate metabolic process
Molecular function (GO): polygalacturonase activity
Source: RefSeq, a predicted model, not a curated record
AUGGGUUUAAAAUUGUUGUUUUCUAUUUCUUUCUUUCAAUGGGUUUUAUCGGUUCAAUCCGUGGAACCAUUUGUUUAUGACGUCAACUUUGCUGGAGCCGUUGGAGAUGGAGAGAGUGAUGAUACCGAGGUCUUCAAGAAUGCAUGGAAUGUUGUCUGUAGUUCGCAUGUCCCUUUAGGGAUAUUUCGUGUUCCUUAUGGACAAAAGUUUUUGGUGCAACCCUUGACUUUUAAUGGUGAAUGUCGACCAAAAAAUAUUACUAUUCAGAUUGAUGGAAUACUCAUUGCCCCAAGUGAUCCAUCUUCAUGGAAAUGCAAUGAUGCAAACUGUAACAAUUGGAUAACCUUUCAACAUUUUGAUGGCCUCAUCAUUCGAGGAACUGGAAGCCUCCAUGGCCAAGGACAAAAAUGGUGGCAAAUGGGUUGCAUGCAAAAUAAAGUGCUUUGUUCAUCUCAAAAAGCGGCGGGUUUUGCCAUUUUAGACUCUAAGAAUGUGCAUAUUAGUGGCUUAACUUCUGUGGACAGUCGAAAAUGGCAUAUUUCAAUUGAAAGAUCUUCAUUUGUUCAUGCCUCUAAACUCAAUAUCAAAGCUCCAAAGGAUAGCCCCAACACUGAUGGCAUUCGUAUCCAACAUUCCACCAAUGUUACCAUAGCCUCCUCAACCAUUAAGACUGGUGAUGAUUGUAUAGGAAUUGGAGAUGGGUCAAAAUAUAUUAACAUUAAUCGGAUUUUUUGUGGUCCAGGUUAUGGAAUUAGUAUUGGAAGUCUUGGUGAAAAUGGAAGAAGGGAGACAGUUGAAUAUGUUACUGUAAGGAGAGCUCACUUUUAUACUACAGAGAAUGGAGUUAGAAUAAAGACAUGGCAGGGAGGACAUGGAUAUGUAAGACAUAUAAGAUUUGAACGUAUAUCGUUUAGUAAUGUAAUUAGGCCUAUUAUUAUUGAUCAAUAUAGUUGUCCUCCUCAUCAACAUUGCAAGAAUUAUAGUACAGCUGUGGAGAUUAACAAUAUCGUGUAUAAUGAUUUAAGAGGGACAACAAAUGGUGAAAUUGCGGUGGAACUUUCAUGCAGUGACUCAGCUCCAUGCAAAAAUAUCCGCAUGAAAGACAUACACUUGGAUUACGGAAUAAAUGGAAAAAUAUAUGAUGGGCACCCCAAAUCUCAUUGUUUGAGUGUUGUUCAAAGUUGGGAUGAAGGAAAUGUUUAUCCAAAUGUUCCUUGUUUAACAAGAAAAUUAAGUUAUUAA